Messenger RNA from Anneissia japonica, 2601 nucleotides. RefSeq names its product urocanate hydratase-like. Bases 240 to 2300 code for a protein of 686 amino acids. The record is from RefSeq and is a predicted model, not a curated record. The transcript is spliced from 18 exons. Lineage: Eukaryota; Metazoa; Echinodermata; Crinoidea; Comatulida; Comatulidae. Gene Ontology annotation, biological process: L-histidine catabolic process. Gene Ontology annotation, molecular function: urocanate hydratase activity.
CCGCCAGAAAUCACAUUGUGGAAUUUUUUGGAGAACGUGCUCUAUAGCUUACUUUUACAAUCGUAUUUAAUACAUACAUCUAGAAAGUCGAUUUUAUGACGUCUUCAGUGCUCUGGCAAGACUGACCAAUCAAAGUCACCAUUUUAUCGUCGACAGCAGCGAAAUCAACAAACACAGAUCUGACUAGACGUACGCAUCGAUCAUACACGACGUCAGAAGUGUGUGGCGAAGUUGAAGGUAUGUCUGGGACUUUGAGAGAUAUUUGUGGUGGCUUACCUGUAAGUCCACUCCCAGCGUAUCGAAGCAGGGACCCAUUAAUAGCCCAUGCACCCACAAGGACACACGAGCUGAAUACAAAUGAACAGAAGAAAGCACUUACAAAUGCUCUCCGCUACUUUCCAACCAGUCUACAUGAAUUUUUGGCACCUGAAUUUGCUCAAGAGCUUGUGAAAUAUGGACACAUCUAUAUGUACCGCUUUAAACCAGAAAUUGAAAUGAGAGCUUAUCCAAUUGAUGACUACCCAUGCAAGACAAAGCAAGCUGCAGCCAUCAUGUUGAUGAUUAUGAACAAUCUUGAUCACAGAGUUGCACAGUUUCCUGAAGAAUUGGUUACUUAUGGUGGAAAUGGACAGGUGUUUUCAAAUUGGGCUCAGUUCUGGAUCAUCAUGAACUACUUGUCUGAGAUGACAGAGGAGCAGACAUUGGUGAUGAACUCUGGACAUCCCCAAGGCCUCUUUCCCAGCCAUUCUGAAGCACCAAGAUUGGUAAUCACAAAUGGAAUGAUGAUUCCAAAUUAUUCUACUAGAGAAAUGUACAACAGAUUAUUUGCGCUUGGAGUGACGAUGUAUGGGCAGAUGACUGCAGGUAGCUACUGCUACAUAGGCCCUCAAGGGAUAGUGCAUGGUACCACAAUAACAGUUUUGAAUGCUGGCCGACGUUGUUUCCAAUCAAGUGACCUGAGCGGGCGUGUUUUUUUAACCUCUGGUCUUGGUGGCAUGAGUGGGGCCCAGGCCAAAGCAGCUGUUAUUAGCGGAUGCGUCGGAGUAAUUGCAGAGUUCAGUAAGGAAGCUGUCAUGAAAAGACACAAGCAAGGAUGGGUGAUGGAGGUUGUUGAUGACCUUGAACAACUAAUAGCUAGAAUCAGGCAAGCAAGGAAAGAAAAGAUUCCACUCAGCAUCGGUUACCAUGGUAACAUUGUUGACGUCUGGGAACGAUGUGUCGAAGAAUAUGAAAAAACUGGCGAGCUGCUGGUAGACCUCGGUUCAGAUCAAACAUCUUGUCACAAUCCAUUCAACGGAGGCUACUAUCCUGUCCAACUGACCUUUGACGAAGCCAAUGAGGUCAUGGCCAAUGACCCAAAAAGAUUUAAGUCUCUUGUCCAGGAAAGCUUGAAGAGGCACGUUGCUGCCAUUAAUAAGCUUGCAGCCGUGGGCAUGUAUUUCUGGGACUACGGGAAUGCAUUCCUCUUGGAAGCAAGAAGAGCAGGAGCUGAUGUUUCUAAAGAGGGAGACCCAACAGGAACAGUCUUUCGAUAUGCAUCCUAUGUUCAGGACAUUAUGGGUGAUAUUUUCUCUCUUGGAUUUGGUCCUUUUCGCUGGGUAUGUACAUCUGGUGACCCCGCUGACCUGGAAACAACUGAUCAAAUUGCUACGGAUGUUAUAAAGGAACUUAUGAAUAAAGGAGAGACUCAGACCUCUGCUGAUUCCGUGCCUGAGAAGACAAAACAACAAUAUGAGGAUAACAUUCGCUGGAUUACUGAAGCUGGGAAACAUAAACUGGUCGUUGGUUCUCAAGCACGCAUUCUCUACUCAGACCAGGAAGGCCGUGUGGCUAUCGCUACAGCUUUCAAUCAUGCGGUGAAAAUUGGUCGGCUAAAAGCACCGGUAGUGCUGAGCCGUGACCACCAUGAUGUCAGCGGUACUGACAGUCCUUUCAGGGAGACCUCUAACAUUUAUGAUGGAUCAGCAUAUUGUGCAGACAUGGCUGUUCAGAACUGCAUCGGUGAUUCAUUCAGAGGGGCAACAUGGGUGGCUCUACACAACGGAGGAGGGGUAGGCUGGGGAGAAGUGAUGAAUGGUGGAUUUGGUCUCUUAUUAGAUGGUAGUGAUCGUGCUUCCCAAAGAGCACAAAUGAUGCUUGCAUGGGAUGUUUCUAAUGGGGUUGCUAGAAGAAGCUGGAGCGGGAAUGACAAUGCUAUAACAACAAUUCGAAGGGCCAUGUUGAAAAAUGAUAAACUGAAAGUGACAUUACCAAAUUACGUAAAAAAUGGUGACCUGCUAGAUAGGGCUUUCCAAGUGUAAAGCUCUUAAGCCAGUCACUCGUUGCACCCGACGGCCGUCGGCCGAUGCGAUUCUAUGAAGAACGCAACGCGACGAUGCGUGCACAACGGGUCGUAUUUAAUGGCGAUCUGUUCAGACUGGCACCGACAAUCGGGAGACGGUGUUUCGUGGUCUAGCGCAUACGGAAGCGGAGUUAGAUUCGACAUUCGACGGUCGUACAAUACAGUGUGUGCCCGGCUUUUGACUAUUAAAAAGGAAUACAAACAGCUCAAGUGUAAACCCAUAGUUUAUCAGGUUUUAUUAAAAGGAGUUUCCCAACGUA